AUGACCGUAGGACGGCGACGGCUAAUCCUCAUCUUACCCAAGACCCUAAAUGAGAGGGAGGAUUUGGAGGGUCUCGAUCAACGAAAAGAUACUUACACCUACCAAUAUCCUGGAAUCAACUCGAAGGAAUUUAAGGAUUUUUUAAGUGGAAAGUCAAUUACGCUGCUUUUCACCGCAGUUAAUUCGCCUUUUUCAAAUGGACUUAACGAAAGGCUGAACCAAACACUAGUAAAUAAAAUAAGAUGCAAGAUUAAUGAGAAACCAAAUACAACAGCAUGGACAACAAUUGCUCAUAACUGUGUGAGUAAAUAUAAUGAUACUGAACAUACAGUUACUGGCUUUGCGCCGAGAUACCUGCUGGAUGGUACAGAUGUCUCGUUCCUACCAAAUGAACUGAAAUCAGGAAAAAAGACAGAUGAUUGGGUAAAGGACAAAAAAAUUGCAUUUGAAAGAUCUAUUUUAUCACAUGAAUAUAAUAAGAGAGUGAUGGAUAGAGAUAGAAAACAUUUUAAUUUUAAUAAAGGUGAUAUGGUAUAUGUUGAAAAUGGACAUAAAUUAAACAGGAAAAAAUUGGAUGAGCUAAGGAUUGGACCGUUUAAAAUUGAGGAAAGAAUAUCACAAUCAAUAUACAAGAUUAAUACAGGUCAUAAGAAGUUGGAGUCAAAUCUUUUCCAUAUCACAAAGCUCAUUCCUAUUGCUACACAGGACGAUGAUGUGAAUGUGUGAUUACUUAGUGAAAAUUUUCAUGGGAAAAUUUUCCUACCUAGGGGGGGAGAUAUAAGAGAAUAAAUCCUCUUUAGUUGUUUUUUUUAAUUAGGCAGAGAGCAGAGCUACUUUUCUUUUUCAUGUUGACAUGUGACAUGUGACAUGUGACAUCUGACAUGGUGUUAAUAAAGUGAAAAUUUUAUUAUUUUAGAAGAUGAAAAUGUAUUAUAAUUUUAAAGGAAUCGACAAGCUGAUGAAUUAACUUUAAAUGUCGUUUCUCUGUUGUGAUUCGUAAACAAUUUCUGUGUGAAUAGAUGAUAGAAUAUUGUUGAAAAUAUCACUACUUUACAAGAGCAACACAUUGUUUCAUUUUGCCGAUCCUAGAUAAUGAAUGAAUAGACU
Molecule: messenger RNA, 1107 nt
Organism: Ostrinia furnacalis (Asian corn borer)
Lineage: Eukaryota; Metazoa; Arthropoda; Insecta; Lepidoptera; Crambidae
Exons: 3
Coding region: 1-726 (241 amino acids)
Biological process (GO): DNA integration
Molecular function (GO): nucleic acid binding
Source: RefSeq, a predicted model, not a curated record